Molecule: messenger RNA, 5595 nt
Organism: Sabethes cyaneus
Lineage: Eukaryota; Metazoa; Arthropoda; Insecta; Diptera; Culicidae
Exons: 11
Coding region: 652-4710 (1352 amino acids)
Source: RefSeq, a predicted model, not a curated record
UUGGUGUUCGGUGGUUUGAUGAUGGUUCGAUCUUCGAUCCGUUCAAUCGUAUGGUGUCGUAUUAGCACUUUAAAGUAAAUUUUUAAUCGUUUUUAUGAUACAGUGGUAAAAGUAUUUUGUUAACCAGUCUUCAAUAAUAGUUAUGUGAAUUCAAAACGACGAUUUUUAAUUCUAAAAUCUGGUGUCCCACGUCCCCUUAUAACACGAAAAAAUGCUAGAGAAAGAGUUGUAACGAAAUGAAAGUAUUAGUGAGCAUUUUGCUUGGGCGUUGUAUGUGUAUGUGGUUUUUGUGAUCUCGUCACUCACAGUAUUUUCAACUGUGUAAAUCGGGGGAAGAAAAUUUUCGAUUUUGUGAAAGAUGUUUUUAAAGUGCGGUAAAAGGGCAGCUGGUUAAUCUUAGCAAACGAAUAGAAGAUUCCAGUGCGUGGAUGGUGUUUAUCACGGAUUACACAAUUCAAAGGAUUAUUUGGAUAACAAUAAUAGAAUCUGGUAAUCAUGGAAUCAACCAUAAAGCAUACUGACAGCCCUUAUGGCGGUUAUAUGCUUUUGAAUUAAAUAAACGAAAGUUUAGAUUGUUCAAUCGGGCUUCACUAUAACUAUGAAACAAGAGCACUUGCCACGAUAAAAAUAUAAAAAACUGGACGUGAAACAAUGGAGACUGUUAAUACAGCUACCCUUCCGAUGGGUACUAAUGCACCUGCCCUUGUACGUCCAAACACAUUGCUGCCGCCCGAGAAAGAGCCAGUUCACUUUGAAAUCAAUCUGAUUGGGGCCCCUCCUGAAGUAGAACAACUGAUCGAGCAUAUCAAGGCCGUAGCAGAGCAGUUUCUUUAUCACUGGAAAACGUUUCCUAUUAAUUUACCAGCACCUCUUUCUGUAAGCCCUGGUGGUGGCGUUGGUAAUGGUGGAGGCGGUGCGAUUGUUAACAGUAAUACCAACAUUACUACGACUGGCGUCAACAGGAAAACACGCCCGAUUAAUCUACGUGAUCUAUUCAUCGCUCCACCAUUCGAUGAGCUUGAUGCAGUUGCAGCGGAUGGGACGGGCGAACCCCGCCUGCUCAACACGGCUCAACUGCGAUCUCUCCGCGAAAGGGGUGAGUUCGAGGUACCAAGUUUAAACUUUCCUGGUCAAAUGCAUCGUUGGAGAUUAUCCCAGUUUCUUCAGAAAGGUUCUGAACGAACACGAGACUCACUGCUGGGAGACUUAGCCAUGUCGGCUCGAUUUUUGGUAAUCACAGCCAAGGGACGUCUGCUUGGUUCUUUUUUCUCCGUUGCUCAUGCCACCCGUGCAUUACUACAAGGUUUAACAAAGUUGAUUGAUAUGGUUGUAGGUGUCCCAUCAUUAUUGGCUCAAAAUCUGGAUAAUAAGAUAAGAGAAGAGCGAUGUCGGUUUUUGGUUGCUGAAUUAGUUUGCAGGACUGAAUACGAAGACUGUUUGGAUGCUCUUUGUGGCUAUGUAAGACACCAGCUUCGUCGAGCUACGAUGGAAAAAUUUGACGUUAACUGUCAACAGGCUCAACCAAUACCUUACUUGUACGCUACUCCGAAAGGUCAAGAUAUCGAUAUGCGUUUAUUUUCAAAAGAUAUUAUGCGAAAAGCACUGCCUAUUCUUGUCGGUAUACUUGAGAAGGAAACUCGUGGUUGGUUCUUACACUUUCGCGAACGAUUGAUUGCCGAACUACGUGAACGUAAAAUGACCGAUUCUGAAAUAGAAGAGGAAGUAAAUGACGCCGUGAUGAAAGAAUAUCUUCAGCGAGUAUAUACAUCGAUUUUGUCGAAUAACGAUUUGGCACUACUCGGUGAAAAUAUUCCACAGUUGCUAGUACAGCAAGCACAAUCUGUGGUUAUAAUGCACAAAGCUGUUGAUAAAAUCCAAAAAGAGUUGAGAAAAUCACGGGAAGAGCAACAAAAAUUAUUACAGGAAGACCACCCUGUUUUAUCACGGAUAUUGCCUUGGUUGCGUUCUAAACUUGAAGCUGCUGAGCAGAACAAGGUAUCAAAGAUUACUUGGGGAGCGCAUGAAGAAGCGUUAAAAAUUGCCCAAAAGCACAACUUAUACCAGACCGUGUAUUUUCUAAAUAGGGAUUUGGCUUUUAUGAAAGAAAGGGAGCCAAUUCUUCUGAAAGAGUUAAAAAAUGCUAAAACUCCAACCAGAAACUUUCAAUGGGCCUGCCGAAUAUGGUCACCAAAGUCGUGGAUCAUUCGUCGUAGCUUCCAAGGUCACUCGGAAGUGAUACCAACAGUUAUAACACAGCAAGCCACUUCAAUAGUUACCCCACGCUCAGACCCUAGUCAGCCAGUAUUUCUCGUUGAGAAAGAACUGGUCCGCUCAACCAGUACAAGAUGGCCCAUGUGGCGUUUAUUGAAUCUCUUUCAACGUACGUGGACUUGGACCUGGAAUAUAAUGUUCUUGCUAGGUGUAAUUGUACCAUGGUGUAGUCCAAUGGGUCUUCGCGCUCUCUUUUGUGUUAGGCCAUUUAUGGCUGAUUUAGAAUUAUCUCAGGUAAACGGAACUCUCUUCCCACGAAAAACUAGCAUCACGCAAACUAUGUGUUCUCGACUGAUAGAGUUGUGGCGGCAUAUUUCAAAAGCGAGAACACAUUUUGAAACGGAACCGGACACAGGAUUUGUUGGAAAAGGCAUGACGAGACAUCUGAAUCGGCUGUAUAACUAUUUCGUGAAAGGUUUUCUAGGAUCUCUCUUAAUACUCACCGUGUUUCCAUUAAUGUGUUUAAGUGUUAGCAUUAGCAGUAUAGCUUUCGCUAUCACAGCACUUUUAUGGAUGCCUUUCAUUACUGUCAUAUUGCACCUAUAUAUGAUGUUAGUUUAUGAUUUGGAUUGCCCGGAUGAAAGUCGUCGGAAUCGUUAUUGUAUUUUUUUGGAAGCUGUGGUAUGGAACAUUCUUGUGCAGGGGUUACUUCAACCAAUAAUGGCUGUGCUAGUAGCUUCAACAAUUUGUCCGGCAGUGUCCGUUUUAAUUUUAUUCGUUGGUGUUGCUAGAUAUUGGCUGCGACUUUUUUGGGAUGCAAUCACUUUUCAUUUGUUUAUUAAAAAAUGUGGCAGAGUUCCUGCGAGCGAUAGUUUUGCUGUAAAGCGGAUUGCGGGACCUGGUUUGGCUCUGGACUAUUACUUCUCUAUAAAACCGGAACAAGCUUUGGCUGCGUUCGAAGCAAAAAUGGAACUUGAUGAAUUACAGGCUUAUCAGCAUGCAAUGGAAACAAUUAUCUGCCAACCACAAAAAGAUUUUAGCCAGUUUGUAGAGGCUUGUUUUGGGCCCUUUUCUGCACAGCUUUCGAAAACAGUAGGCCCUUAUAGACAACUAGAACGUGAAGGUCAAGAUUUAAUGAGCUCUCUACAUGAAAAAUUAGAAAAACGUCGAAGAGAUUUACAAACUGGUCUGACUUCUGCUGUAAAAUCUAGAAUCAAACUAAGCACAAUGGAGCUAAAAAUUGUUAUUCAGCAGUCGGCGUAUAUGUUGGAAAAGUUUUACCCUUCACAUGUUAUAGCAAGGAUAUCAAUAAGCGAGGACGAGUUCUGGGAUGCCAAAGGUCUUUCUGUUGGAGAUUGGGCAGGUUUAGCUGGAUUGUUAUAUGCUGAUAUUUUCAGUCUAGAUUUUUUGACACCUCUGGCAGAAAGUGAUACGCAAUUCAAACUGGAGCCACACUCACAAUUGGACCUAUCCCGUUAUACAGAAAUGGUACAAAAUACGAGCGACAUAAUGGGUAUCAAUGGACCGGACUUAUUAGGUAAUGUUUAUGCACCUCGAGGAAAUAUUCAGGUUCAUUCGCCAUAUCUGGAGGUUUCCGCUUUCAAUCCUCGAUCAAGAGUAAUGAUAAAUUCUCGAAGGGCAGAAAAAAGAAAUGAUACAUGUUCCGGUUUGACAACCCCCCGGGUUCGAGCACGUCGAUCACCCAUUCCCACACCAAAAGCAGUCAACAGUUGGAAACCUUGGAAGCGGAAAGAGCAGAAAAAAUAUGCAGCUGAAAAAUUGUUAAUUCCGCUCCCCAUCCCACAUCCUGUUCACAUAGCCAUAUCAAUUUACAAUCGUGAUUCUGAGCAUCCAAUUCCAACCGAAUCAGAUAUUUGUUGGGAUAUUUUGAGAUCGAUUGAAGAAUGCCAAGGAGAUUUAGAGGCGAUUCUCCGUUUCCGUGCAUCUGGAGGUGAAGGUAAUCGAUCAAUAGGGAUCAGUGUGGAUGGUUUGGCUGCAAUAGAUUCUAGCAUGGAUUCGUUAGAUUCACAAAAUUCGUCGAACUCCGGGACCAAGGACAGCAUGGACAUGAUAGCCGGGGCCAGUGAAACAUUGCCCUGUACAAAUAGAGAAGUAACAAUAAUAAUGCCAUCUACCGUCAUGGGAGCCAAUGAAAUAAAUGGUAUGAACUCAGGGUCGGAACAAGUAAAUACUGAUCGUGAAGAUGGCGAAGAAACGCCGAAUGUAGUUCCUUCCCAUUUUCAUUGGACUUUGAGUAACUGGGGCGGAGGUAGUUCAAGGGCUCAAAUGGCAGCUGCAGCACGUCGAAGAAACACAAGUUUUACAUACAACAGUGCUGCAGCUACCGUGAAAGAUGAUUUGAACACCGCCAGUUCCAUUUCUCAUAACGACGCACAUCUCGAACAAAUUCGUGUUGACUUAGCAAGCCCUGAAGAUAUAUCGCUAGACACGGACAGCUCUCGAGCUGUAUUCAGUGCCGCCUAUGGAACUACUGUUUGAAGCAAUGUUUGCCUACUAGAAAUUUAAGUUACAUGGUACAUUUGUGAUCACAAGCAAAAACAGAUUUAUUUUUCUUGAAUCAGGAUAUAAUUUUCUAACCUUAUGUGCAUUAGAAAUGCAUAUAUUUUAACUGCUUCGUUAAAGUUUUAUUUUGUUUUAAACAUAGUUUUACUUUAUUUUCCACUCGUAAAGUUAAUGUUUUUUAACUCAAUAGUCAUUUUUUGUUAUUAUAAUUCAAUUCCGUUUUUCGGUUUCUCUAGUCUAAGACCUUUUAUCUCUGCCAAAAACUUCAUGGGUUUUAUUGAUGUAUUGUUUACUAGGUGAGUCAUUCGGCAAUUAACACCUUAUUAAUUUAGGGAUAUUUUGAAUAUAAUUUUACUUUUAUCGUUGUUUUCGUAGAGAAAUUCCAGGUGAAAUGAAUAAACAGUUCAAUUUGAUCUGCCCCGGUUUUUUGAAUGAAAGGGACAAUGUAGAAAAUACGCUCGGAGACUUAAGACAAACUUUUCAAAGAAGCUCAUGUGUUUUCACAUGAUGUAUUUUUUUAAAAAUCAACUUGAGAAUUGUUGUCUGCAGCAAAAUGGGUGCUAAGAGAAAGUUGUAUAGAAUCGAUUGAACUUCCUAGAAAAAAAGAUACGAAAAAAUUAAUUUUUUUUCCAGAAACCGAAAAUUUUAGAUUUUAUAAUCUAAAUUUUUGUUUUUUCCGAAGUACGAUUUGUUCUGAAACCAAUCAAAUUUAUAUGACCAAUAAUGGAAAAUUGUUUAAAAUUAAAUAAAAACCCUUUGACAGUUUAUACAGAAAAAACCUUUAAGGUGUUUUUAAAGGUUGGUAUUUUUGUAUGAUUUUCAGCCCAUUUUGAAUCAAAAUGCGUUAAUAAUUUCUAUGUC